Seriola aureovittata is the source of this 576-nucleotide messenger RNA. Its product is annotated as homeodomain-interacting protein kinase 1-like. The transcript has 4 exons. Gene Ontology annotation, cellular component: nucleus; cytoplasm. NCBI's taxonomy places the organism in Eukaryota, Metazoa, Chordata, Actinopteri, Carangiformes, Carangidae. Gene Ontology annotation, molecular function: ATP binding; protein tyrosine kinase activity; protein serine/threonine kinase activity. Gene Ontology annotation, biological process: peptidyl-serine phosphorylation; peptidyl-threonine phosphorylation. Bases 1 to 576 code for a protein of 191 amino acids. The record is from RefSeq and is a predicted model, not a curated record.
AUGCCAUUCAGCAGAAUGUCAGUCAACGUCCCGAUAUAUGAAGGAACCCUGCUGGCCUCCCGCUACGAGGUACAGGCCUUUCUUGGCGAAGGGACCUUUGGAAAAGUCGUCAAGUGUGCAGACACUGUAACCAACACAAAGGUGGCCAUCAAAAUAACCAAGGACGAUCCCUUUUUCACUGAGCAAGCACUGGAAGAGAUUAAAAUUCUCAAACAGCUGCAGAAUCUGAAUCCAGACAAAUGCCAUCUUGUGAGCUGGAUCGGCUCCUUCCUCCAUGAAACACUCAUUUGUCUGCAGUUUGAGCUGCUGGACCUGAGUCUGCACGACUACAUGCAGCAGAGAUGUUUCCAGUCUCUGCCCAUGGGUGAGAUCCGCCCAGUUCUACAUCAGCUGACCACAGCACUGCUGCACCUUGAGGCCCUGGAAAUCAUGCAUGCAGAUCUAAAGCCAGAAAAUGUUAUGGUGGUGGAUCGCAGGCAGCGGCCGCUGCAAGUCAAGCUCAUUGACUUUGGUCUUGCUCACCAUGUGUACACUGCUGUUCCAGGGUCAUGUGUGCAGAGUCUGUGGUACAGGUGA